CCUAGGACAGGUCGAAAUAAAGCAUGGUUCCAGAUUGAUGCUGGCCAGCGAGCACUUUACACUUCACUACUGCAGACGAAGCUCAAUCCAACUGUCUCUCCGCUGUAAAUAAGGGGAAGAAGAAGACACUGCCUUAAGACUGAGAAGCUACUUACUACUUCAAGUUCUUCCUCCACCCUUCCCCGAGUUGAAGAGUGUGACAGACAGUGGGUGGAAAUGGGCUGGGCUAUAGCUCUACACGGGGGCGCCGGCGACAUCGCACCUGAAAUUCCGCCGGAGCGUCGCCAACCCCGUGAAGCCGCCCUGCGACACUGCCUUCAGAUCGGAGUUGAUGCUCUCAAGGCCAAAAAGUCCCCCCUCGACGUCGUCGAACUUGUGGUUCGUGAACUAGAAAACAAUCCGAACUUCAAUGCAGGUAAGGGCUCUGUCUUAACAACAGAAGGCACGGUUGAAAUGGAAGCUUGUAUCAUGGAUGGUAAGACAAAAAAAUGUGGGGCUGUCUCUGGGCUCACUACUGUUGUUAAUGCCAUAUCUUUAGCACGAGUGGUCAUGGAGAAGACUCCUCAUAUAUACCUUGCUUUUGAUGGAGCAGAAAAAUUUGCACGGGAACAAGGUCUUGAAACCGUAGAUCCAAGCCAUUUUAUAACUCCGGCAAACAUUGAGGGGCUAAAGCAAUUCAAAGAAGCCAAUAGAGUUCAGAUUGAUUAUGCACAACCGGUUGAGAAAGAUGUGAAGAAAGAAACACCAACUGGCGAUGGUGAUAGCCAAAUCGGUACAGUUGGAUGUGUGGCUGUUGAUAAUGACGGAAACUUAGCUGCUGCAACUUCUACUGGUGGAUUUGUCAACAAGAUGGUUGGUAGGAUUGGGGACACGCCCAUCAUUGGGGCAGGGACAUAUGCCAACAAUCUUUGUGCAGUUUCUGCCACAGGGAGAGGCGAAGCAGUAAUGCGGGGCACUGUUGCAAGAGAUGUGGCCGCCCUCAUGGAAUUCAAAGGUCUCUCUCUCAAGGAUGCUGCAGCUUGUGUUGUUGAGGAACGUGUACCAAGAGACAAUGUUGGCUUGGUUGCUGUGUCUGCAAAAGGAGAAGUCACAAUGCCUUUUAAUACGACAGGCAUGUAUCGAGCUUCUGCUACUGAAGAUGGGUAUGCAGAGUUUGGAAUUUGGCCUUCUGUGGAAAAAUGGGUGCUUUAGGUGAGUUUCAAUUGCUUGAGUCUAAUAAAUUGCAUUUUGGUGGUGACUUGUACUUGUAUUUGGUAUCUUAUGAAGUGUCCAAAAUAUGGAAACGCAUUGUACUGCUAUUAUGUAUAUAUGGAAUUGCAUAAUCAUGGCGUUCUCA
This is a messenger RNA of Juglans microcarpa x Juglans regia, 1336 nucleotides long. RefSeq names its product isoaspartyl peptidase/L-asparaginase 1-like. Gene Ontology annotation, molecular function: hydrolase activity. The coding region runs from base 217 to 1191 and encodes 324 amino acids. The record is from RefSeq and is a predicted model, not a curated record. NCBI's taxonomy places the organism in Eukaryota, Viridiplantae, Streptophyta, Magnoliopsida, Fagales, Juglandaceae. The transcript is spliced from 4 exons.